Molecule: messenger RNA, 2628 nt
Organism: Peronospora matthiolae
Lineage: Eukaryota; Oomycota; Peronosporomycetes; Peronosporales; Peronosporaceae
Source: the annotation of a GenBank genome assembly
AUGAUGAGUACCAAGCGCGCCGAAGUCCUCCUAGGAAGUGGAAAUUAUUUCCAUUGGGAGUUCAAUAUGAGGAUGUCGCUCGCCAGAAAAGGACUGCUGGCGCACGUGGAGGUGGUCAAGGCGGAGAGUGAGAUAACGGAAGCUUGGUUAGUAAAUGACGCAAAGGCUCUCGGCAUCAUCGCGCAGGGUGUGGAACUACAACACCAGACAAAGAUCCGUUCGUCGACGUGUGCUAUUCAAGCGUGGGUAACACUUAGGGUGUUCUACAAUCGCACUACACUCCACAAUCGGGUCACGAUGACACGGCGCCUCCACGAAUUCAAGAUGGAUGCUGGAACGGCCAUGGCAAAGCAUUUGGACGCUUUCGUCGAGCUCGUUGUCGGUCUUCAGACGCUUGGAGAGCCCGUCGACGAGGCACGGCAGCUAGUAGUGCUGCUGAGCAGCCUUCCAGCCGAAUACGAGCUGAUAUCGUCGAUCGUCGAGAACGUCAAGGACAUCACGCUCAUCGAGGUGAAAGAGAAGCUGUUGAAGGAGUGUGAACGGUUGGAGAAGAAAGACACGACUUCGGAACGAGCAUUUAAGGUCAACGCUGGACGUUUCAAGGGCAACAAGAGGAGUGGUCGCAAGUGGAGCGAUCAGAAGAAGAACUCUAGUGGUUUCCAAGGCAAGUGUUUCAAGUGCAACAAAGUUGGACACAUGAAGCGGGACUGUCAAGAGGGAACAACAGACGGCGAUGCGGUAUUUGUUGUGAGCACAGAACGUGUAAACGGAUGGUUGAUCGACAGCGGCGCGACCGCCCACAUGACCCCGCACCGUUCCGAUCUGUUCGAGUAUGAGAACGUGAAUGGUGGCAUCGAAGUAACAAUCGCUGACGGAAAGAAGCUGCAGGUCACUGGACGUGUUCUUCACAUACCGGGCCUCGAUCGGCGUCUGUUGUCAGUGGGGAAGCUCGCGGAUCGUGUACUGAACGUGGAGUUUCAGCGUUCCUCAUGUGUUAUAUGGGGAGCGGCUAGCGCAAUUGCGAAGGGUAAGAAGGUCGGCAAGGCUUACAUGUUAGACUGUGAACAAGAAGAAGCUCGGUUCGUCCAGUACGCCAGGGCUGACAGCAAGUGGGAGCUUUGGCACGCUCGCCUGGGGCAUCCCAACCAGGAUGCUCUGGAUAAGACAAGGCAUGCCACGAACGGUAUUCCGGCUGUUGGUCAACCGCCCCAGUCUUUGUGCUGCGGAUGCAUGAAGGGGAAGCAAACGGUGGCUAAAUUUCCGCAUUGUUCCAGCUCGAAGACGUCGCGCGUUCUUGAGCUCUUCCACACGGAUAUGAUGGGACCAAUGAAUAAUCCUUCGAAAGGUGGUGCCAAGUAUGUCCUGACGUUCGUGGACGACUACUCGCGCUACGUUGUGGCCUAUUUCUUGAAAAAGAAGAGCGAGGUGGCCAUCAAGCUUAGAGAGUUCAUGACUUUCUAUGAGAAUCAAUGGGGAGAGCGCAUGAAGUGUUUACGAUCGGAUAACGGAACGGAGUUUGUCAACCAAGAGAUGACGAAGAUAUGUAUGCUGAACGGUAUCGUGCACCAACGGACUGUCCCGUAUAGCCCUCAGCAGAAUGGAGUGGCAGAACGGAUGAACCGAACUAUCAUGGAGAGAUCUCGAAGUAUGCUAUACUACAAGGGCGUUCCAAUGGAGUGGUGGGCUGAAGCAGUUAGUACUGCGGUAUAUCUAAUCAACCGUUCCACGAACACGCACAACGCAACCGUAACACCGUUUGAGCUAGGUUUCAAAGUGAAACCUACGCUAGAUCACCUACGCGUAUUUGGUUCUCGCGGGUACGCUCACAUUGACGAAGCGAAGAGGACGAAGCUUGAACCUAAGAGCUUUAGAUGUCUGCUGCUCGGAUACCCAGAAAACGUCAAGGGUUACCGUGUCUAUGACUUGGACGCUUCCAAGGUCAAAGUUUCUCGCUCGGUGAAAUUGGACGAGCGUGAGGUAGAUGGUAUUUACGAUACACUACCUGCUCAGAUCGAAACAGUUAUUCAUGUUAGCACAGACGCCGAUGAUGAAGUCACGCUCGCACCAGUGGAACUUCAACCCGUCGAAGCGAAACCCAUGGAAGGCGUUGAGAACGACGCACCGGAUGUAGAGAUGGAGAGCAUGCAACCUAUACAGGACGCUAUACCGCCGCUGCUGAUGCCACAAGAACGGUCAGCUCCCACUGGAUUUGAGUUGGAACCGUACCGUGGACCACCGACUAUCUUCGAGGACGAUCAAGUGGUGUUCCAUACCCCUAGAGACCGUUUUAGAAGUUCCCGGGAACCAGUCUUCCUUCUUGAAGAGGGAACGGACGCAGAGGAAGAACGGAAGUCGGAAGGAAGAGAUGGACCGUCCUAUCCGAAGCGUGCCAGGAUCGAUGAAGACGGCCUUAUUGCUGAAGCCGUCCUCGCGUACGCAGCAAGCAUUGACACAGUGGAUCUUCCUACAACAUACGCUCAGGCAAUUGCCAGUGAAGAUUCAACACAGUGGCCGUAUGUGGACACCAAACAUCAAUUAGCCGACAUACUGACCAAGGCGCUAGGAUCCAAGACGUUCAAGUUCCUGCGCGAUGCAAACAGUAUCCAGUGCAAAGAAACCAAGCAGUAG